AUGGCUUCAAAUCCGAAAGGUCCACUCUCGUCUACAGCAGCUAAACCUAUCCGUCAAAGAUCUCUUUGGGAGUCAUAUGCAGUCCUUCCAGCGAAGACACGACUGAAGAUUUCCCUCGCGAUUACUGCUGUUGCACUGGGUGGGAUUUAUCUCUCAAACCGACUAGAAGAAACUAUCCCUGCUCCCCCAGAAGACAAAGCACGGCUGCCAGGUGCAAAGACUGACAAGAGCCAUUAA
Messenger RNA from Somion occarium, 237 nucleotides. Lineage: Eukaryota; Fungi; Basidiomycota; Agaricomycetes; Polyporales; Cerrenaceae. The record is from the annotation of a GenBank genome assembly.